Molecule: messenger RNA, 1531 nt
Organism: Medicago truncatula (barrel medic)
Lineage: Eukaryota; Viridiplantae; Streptophyta; Magnoliopsida; Fabales; Fabaceae
Product: GDSL esterase/lipase At3g48460
Exons: 2
Coding region: 90-1232 (380 amino acids)
Molecular function (GO): hydrolase activity, acting on ester bonds
Source: RefSeq, a predicted model, not a curated record
CUUAAACUUUUUCAUUUCCAUAUAUAUAUACAGGCCUCUACCUCAAUGCAAAAGGAAGUUGCCAACUACUCUUCAAGAACCAUUUUGAAAUGGCUCCUUCUAUGUCAACAAUAACUCUCAUUACCAUAUACACAUUCUCCUUACUUUUUUCAAUAACUUCUUCAGCAACAUCAACUGCAGAACAACCUUCAAGACCCUUCAAGAAAAUUUACGCCUUUGGAGACUCUUUCACAGACACAGGCAACACACAUAACGCUGAAGGUCCAAGUGGUUUUGGCCAUGUAUCAAACUCACCAUAUGGAACAACUUUCUUCAACCAUUCCACAAACAGAUACUCUGAUGGAAGACUUGUUAUUGACUUUGUCACAGAAUCACUUUCUUUGCCUUAUCUUCCUCCUUAUCGCCACAUCAAAAGAUCGAACGAUACUUUUGGUGUUAACUUCGCUGUUGCUGGUUCAACAGCUAUAAACCAUGAAUUCUUUGUUAGGAAUAAUCUUUCUCUUGACAUCACUCCUCAGUCUAUUCAAACUCAGAUAUUGUGGUUUAAUAAGUACUUGGAGAGCCAAGGUUGUCAAGGAGUUGAUUCAAAGUGUAAAGAUUUUGAUGAGACUCUUUUUUGGUUUGGUGAAAUUGGUGUUAAUGAUUAUGCUUACACUCUUGGAUCUACAGUCUCAGAAGAUACUAUAAGGAAGCUUGCAAUGUCCAGUGUCUCAGGAGCUUUACAGUCAUUGCUUGAGAAGGGUGCCAAGUACCUAGUUGUGCAAGGUCAUCCACCAACAGGGUGCCUUACACUGACAAUGUAUUUAGCUCCUGAAGAUGACAGAGACGACUUAGGGUGUGUGAAAAGUGCUAAUGACCUAAGCAACAAUCACAACCUUAUGCUGCAAGCUAGAUUACAAGAAUUCAGGAAACAGUAUCCACAUGCAGUCAUAGUUUAUGCUGAUUACUUCAAUGCCUACCGUACUGUGAUGAAGAAUCCAAGCAAGUAUGGAUUCAAAGAUUUGUUCAGUGUCUGCUGUGGAUCAGGAGAACCUCCUUACAACUUCACUGUGUUUGAAACUUGUGGUACACCUAAUGCUACUGUCUGCACUAGCCCUUCUCAGUAUAUUAAUUGGGAUGGUGUUCAUCUUACAGAAGCUAUGUAUAAGGUUGUUUCUAAUAUGUUUCUUCAAGGAAAUUACAGCCAACCUCCAUUUGAUUUUUUGUUAGAAAACAAAGAGAGACAUGGCUGAAUGCAUGAUGAUGGUUCCCUAAAAAAAUAGUAGUAUUCUUGGUCCUUGAAAUUGUAAGGGUCUGUCAAUUUAGUCCAUCAAAUUUACGAAAUAACACUUUAGACCCUCGAUUGAACAAUGUCAUACAAUUUAGUAAUUUUCAUUUUCAAUUUUAGCCCUCUAUCUUUAAGAUUUUAUGUUUCUCUUGAUGCAGUAUAAGAGACUAUUCUGGUCAAUAAUGUAGGUCUUUCCUCGGUUUUGAUCGAUGUUUACAAAAGAUAUAUUUUAGUGGAGGGACUAAAUUGAUUGACUUUCUUUAA